AUGGAUUCAGGUGCAGCAGGAGAAAGCUCCGCCGCAGACGAUUACGAGUCCUUGAUGUCGACCACUGAUGCGGAGCUGCUGAAGAGCGCGUGGCGGAACGAGAAGGCGGCGCCGGAGAUCCUCAAACAUGACGCCGAUUUAGUCCAGAGGUCCCGCCAACAGAUCCAAUUAAUGGAAGAAAUGGUAGACGAUUUCAGUCAAAACAGUGUUGAUCCACUCACAAUAUCCCUUUACCAGAUGGACUUGGACAGGACCAUGUUUCUGUUGAGAUCAUAUCUUCGCACUCGCCUUCAGAAGAUCGAAAAAUAUGUUUUCCACAUACAGAAAAAUGCCGAAAUAUGGAAUCGACUAUCUAAACAAGAACAGAAGUUUGCCAGGAGGUACGCUGGAGACAUAAAACAACACCUGGAACAAUCUGUUCUCUCAAAAUUGCCAGAUCAAUAUCAGUCUCAUUUAAGGCAAUCUGCAGCAAGUGAGGAUGAUGACAUGGUUCCAGAGCCGCAGCUGGAUGCUUAUGUUGUAUGCCGAAGCAAGAGAUAUUUAGGUGCUUUCCAGCUUGAUGACGGUGGAGAAGAACCUGUUACCAUUGAGGCCAAUGAUUUGUAUGCCUUACCAUACAAGUCUAUAAAGCCACUUGUAGAGAGUAAGCAAAUUGAUCUCGUUUGA
Molecule: messenger RNA, 666 nt
Organism: Striga hermonthica
Lineage: Eukaryota; Viridiplantae; Streptophyta; Magnoliopsida; Lamiales; Orobanchaceae
Source: the annotation of a GenBank genome assembly